Eutrema salsugineum is the source of this 1450-nucleotide messenger RNA. RefSeq lists its product as uncharacterized. Bases 1 to 1407 code for a protein of 468 amino acids. Lineage: Eukaryota; Viridiplantae; Streptophyta; Magnoliopsida; Brassicales; Brassicaceae. The record is from RefSeq and is a predicted model, not a curated record. The transcript is spliced from 9 exons.
AUGAGUAACUCAUCAGGCUUUGUGCGAAGCUCCAAUUUCAUUUUCGUGCUUCUAAUCCUCAGUCUCUUCCCUUUCUUCUCCGUUGUCUUCUCCGAUGAACUUGUCUCCGUUGCGAGUGAAACUGUUUCACUCCAAGUGACUCCGAGAAUUGAGGUUACGGAUUCUUCUUGUAGAAAUUCGAUAUGCGAGAGAUUACACAUCAAUGGAUUACAAAGGCUCAAGCACAUUGAUAAGUAUGCACAUUCACUGAAGCUGGUCCUUUCAAGUAAUACUUCCAACAUUCUACGAACAAGUAUAGACGUUUGCUUCCACAGAAAUUCGUCACUUGCGAUUGGAAUGUGCCCUCAUGGUCAGUGGAAGAAAGUAUCCAAAGGCUCGUGGGUCGGGAUAAUGUCACCAUUCGACUACAAGAUCCUCGAUAUAAGAACAUCUGGUGGCUCAUCUGAAUUCACCUUGGAGUUUUCUGCUAAACAAGAGUUCUUCAUGUACCGUAUGGUGUUUCUAAUCAUGGGGAUUGUGUUGCUGAGUUCGGCUUCUACACUGAGUAUGUCAUUACCGUUUUACUACAUCUGUGCCAUGUCCAUUGGGAUUAUCAUUCUUGCAACUCUUAUCAUUAACCAGGGGAUGAAGCGUCUCCCAACAAGAGGGAAGAGUCGGCUUGAGUUGUUUCUGUACUCAUCCAUGAUUGGUGUUGGAGGUUACUUUCUUGAAUACUUUUGCGGGUUCAUUCAACAUCUGCUAAUAACGCAGAUACGAAUCAGUGAAGAUUUGUACAUCCCUAUGGCGAUUCUUGCGGGUGCUUUUGUAUUUCUGUUUGGAGCAUGGUCAGGAUUUUGGACUGUCAAGAAAUUUGUUUUGACAAAAGAUGGUUCUAUUGACAUUACCACAUCAAUCUUUGUCUCUUGGACCAUCCGAGCUUUUGCUGUGAUUCUGAUCCUUCAGAGCUCUGUUGAUCCUUUGCUUGCUGGAGGAGCGUUGAUAUCUGGAACUCUAAUCUCAUCAAUUCUAAAGAGUAUCAUUAGAAAACUCUUAUCUCAAAGAAUCGUUGAGCAAGAUGUUGAAACUGAGAAUUGUAUCCGUGGCUUAAUCCAUGUUACUACGUUUGCUUCUCCUCUUCCUAAAGGAAUGAACAAGAUGCCGAGGAAAACAUCCCUCUCUGAUUCAGAUACCUUUCCUUCUUCGUUCCACAAAACACAAGAAGGGAGAAGAAAGUUUACCAAGGAAGAAUUGGCAAAGUUCACUAGAGAGAGCACCGAGAAGGCGGUCAAGGAACUGGUUUCUUCACCCGGUUUUGGCGAAUGGGCAGUGAAAAACGCCAAAAGAAUCAGCGUGAAUCCAAUAGAGGAUUCAUCGACCAGUAAAUUCAUUGAUACAGUUAAGCGUAGGAGAUGGUUUUUCUGGUUCUGAAGUGAAAGUUUUGAACCGGUAGGAGAGUGUAGAGACUCUUGUA